CUGUUUUUGGCAUCCUCUUCUCACUAGCAUUGUGCCCUUGAAGAGCUGCUGGGGGUUGUUGUAGAAAUUCCCUUGCUGACAAACGUUUUGUUGUCUUCCAGGAGCGUUUUGUUUUGUUUUGUUUUUAAAUUUUCUUCAGAAGAAAAUGGCUUUCUUAAUGAAAAGCAUGUUGAGCAACCAGGUAAAGAAUUUAGGACUUGGUGGUGGAGGUGAGGAAAGCAAAGAAGAAAGUGGUCCUUCCGACCCAGCUGCAGCAGCGGGAAUGACUAGAGAGGAGUAUGAGGAAUAUCAAAAGCAAAUUGUUGAGGAGAAGAUGGAGAGAGAUGCAGCGUUCACACAAAAAAAGGCAGAGAGAGCCUGUCUGAGGGUUCACCUGAGAGAAAAGUACAGGCUUCCUAAGAGUGAAAUGGAUGAGAACCAGAUUCAAAUGGCUGGAGAUGAUGUGGAUUUACCAGAAGACCUUCAGAAAAUGGUGGCAGAAGAUCAAGUAGAAGAAGAAGACAAGGAGUCAAUCCUUGGACAGUUACAGAACAUUCAAAAUAUGGAUAUAGACACUAUUAAAGAAAAAGCUCAAGCCACGUUCACUGAAAUAAAGCAAGCAGCUGAACAGAAAUGUUGUGUCAUGUAAAAGAGAAACUAGGGUUUAAGAGGUUUUGUGAACCAUAUUAAUUUAAUACUCUAUCAUUGGAGCUGCUACAUGGUACAAGUACAAUUGAUGGACUACCAUAUAGUUCCAAAGCAGUAUAUGUACAUAUGAGAGAGAGAGAGAGAGAGAGAGAGACUUGUAAAUUUAAAUCAGUGUAAGUGAUGUACCUGCUUAAAUAGCACUAAUAUAGAGCCUGUCAGCAUUUCUCAAGCAACGUUUUCCAGGGAAACAUUUUCAAAAAUAACAUUUUUCAUGAAAAAAGUCACAUUAUUUUUUGCAAAUAUGCUGCCUUUCCCCCAAAAAAAUGUAUGGUAAACAUAAAAAAGCUUAUUAGAAUGUUGUUAAUGUUUAACCAGAAAUUGGAUCUUUGGUAAAUGAAGAAUUUAUAUAACCACUUUAUUUUUGUUUUUGUGUUUGAAAUUGACCCACUUUUCAUUUACUUUUUUUUCCUGAAAAUAAUAAAAUCAAUGUUGAAACUAGGGAUGAGAAUGGUGAACCGGUAAGCAUCACCUUUACCCGGUGUUUACCGGUUAUGGUUAACCAAUGGUUUGAAGGAGCCCCCGUGGCCAGGCAUACCAGAGCAGUCCCCACCUAUGGCAAAGAAGCCACUCUCUCCCCACACCUAUUUAAUUGGUUAACCGAUUAAACAUUAUGAUUAACCAGUUAUAAACAAAACUGAUUAACUGAGAUUUUACAUCCCUAGUUGAAACUUCGGUACAUUUUGCAAAACUAGAUUUUUCUUUUUUGACAAGAUCUACUCUAAACAUUGAAGAAUCUUGACAUUUAUAACACCACAUCUCAGGACAAAUGCUCUAUAGAUUUAGAACUUGCCAGAGAUGCUGCACACUCACGCAGUUUUGAAUGAAUAUAGUGAUUUUUGUGAUAAGUCAAAUAUAGGUGGAGCCAAGAAUAAAUAAUUAAAAGUUCUCCAAAUUACUUAAAUUGUUCCUAAAUCCUGAACACCACAACCCACUAUUACACUAAUGGAAGCCCUCGUGGACUACCAUGUGUGCCAAAUGGUGUGGGUUUCUGAUGCUGACAAAUGACCAGCAUAAACUAAACUGAGACCACCAAAUUCAUUUAAUUUAAUACUUAUUCUCUGUGUGAAAGAUACCACCACAGUGCAAAAUACAGUAUUUUAAUGAUCAGAUCCUGGAUCUCCAGAAGUGACACACAAGAAUUUUUAACUCAUGCUGUCUCCUUAUAUACUCCUGCAAUCACCUUUGUUGUGCAUCUAAUACUGUAUACAUAUGUGAUGUGUUAGCAAUGAAGCUGAUUGAAGUCUGGGAAUUGCACAUCUUGAAUAAUAGCUUUAUUUUUUUUCUGCUGCUGUUUUUCUCUCUAUAUAUAUUUCUCAUGCUUUUCUGUAACUCUGAGUUACAGUUAUUAGCCACAAUAGAAUAUAUUUUAUGUCUCAUGAAAUGUGCUAUUUUAUAAGCCUCAGAACAAAGAAAUAGUGAGACCAGGAAAGAAGCCCCAGUGCAAUUGUAUGACACUUGAGUAUUUCUGACCUGCAGUUUGAAAGAUAUGUAUAAGCGGGCUAAAUCCUGACUUCCUUACUAAAGGUAAGAUUCUGAUCAGCUAUACCAGUGUCAAUUCUGAAGAAUUCCAUUGGCUUGUUUCUUAUUUACACUACUGUGACAGCAGAAUCGGGCCCAUAGGUUUUAGUCUUGAAUCAAGCAAACCUUUCAUCUAUGUCAACCAGAGAUUUGCCUGAGGAAAUGCUAAGAGCCUGAAUUUUCCUUUUACAUACCCUGGUAUAAAAUGGGAGUGACCAUAGUAAAUUUGCUCCCACAAGAAUUUUGGGAUUUUGUCCUGUAAUCAAGUGAACACUAGGCUAUUGUACAUUAUAAUUUGAUUGAGAGAGCCUUUUUCAUCUCAGAAGUUCUCUCACAUGCAACAACCAGCUUCUGGCUGAGACAAGCUGGGCACAGCCCCUCCUGGCUUAGUAACAGGGAGGCAUAAUUUGGGAUCAUUUGCUAAUGGCUGGUUGUGGACCACAAGGUUAGCCCUCUCAGCGACUGGUAGACAUAAAGCAUUUUUUUUCUGAAAGAGCCUAUAAUAAGGGACAUGAAUUAGGGACUUUGAGAUUACUCUUGUUGUGAACUAGUACAAAGUACAGUCUUGUGGUUAUGGCAAUGGACUGGAAAUUGAGAUCAGAUUCGGGGCCUGGUUCUGUCACAGACUUCUGGCCUUAGGCAAACCAUAUAUUCUUUCUGUGCUGGAGUUCUCCAGCAGGAUAAUAAAACUUUUCUGGAGCUUUAGAGUAAGAGUACACUUGUUGAUACUCAAUAUGGCAGUAACAUGGCUGUAAGCAUUUGGAAAGAUAGACCAGGAGUGAAAUUGACAAAUAUUCUACAAUGUGUGUACUUGGAUUAAUGCUCUUUGAGGAAUUGCUCUCUCUCUCCCCUCCCCGCUCCAAGAUUAAUUUAGGAUGAACAAAUGCAUUAAAAUAUGGCCAUUUUUUCAUUGUGAACACACAGAUUGAUCUCACUUAUUUUCCUUGAAAUGGCAAAAGACAGCUCUACAGUGGAUUUUAGAUAUGACGUGCAUUUAAGUGUUCAACAGCCCUGCCCCCAGUCCUUCCAUAUUAAUUACUUCUUCUCAACAUCUUCCACCUUUAAUAUUGGACUAAUGGGUGGGAGGUUUUGAGUUAAAACUGGCCACUGUGGAAUUAGAGAGUGAAGGAGCUUUGUUGAGAAGGUGCAAAGGAAUUCCUAUUUGAUUCUCUUCAGAAAUAAAGUGGUAUUGCUUUGAAAUGGGACCUUCAGAGGAUGAGUAUAGUGUGGAAAUAGCUGGGCAUUCUCAAGAUGCGUUUACACUGCACUCAUAUUGCAUAUCUUAUUUCAAAAUAACUUUUAUU
Molecule: messenger RNA, 3509 nt
Organism: Pelodiscus sinensis (Chinese soft-shelled turtle)
Lineage: Eukaryota; Metazoa; Chordata; Testudines; Trionychidae
Gene: CPLX4
Product: complexin 4
Biological process (GO): neurotransmitter transport; synaptic vesicle exocytosis; regulation of neurotransmitter secretion
Cellular component (GO): SNARE complex; terminal bouton
Molecular function (GO): syntaxin binding
Source: RefSeq, a predicted model, not a curated record